Alnus glutinosa is the source of this 926-nucleotide messenger RNA. Its product is annotated as glyoxylase I 4-like. The coding region runs from base 44 to 679 and encodes 211 amino acids. The transcript has 3 exons. The record is from RefSeq and is a predicted model, not a curated record. Lineage: Eukaryota; Viridiplantae; Streptophyta; Magnoliopsida; Fagales; Betulaceae.
GUGUGAGUUGGUUAUACAGUAUUAGAGAGAGAGAGAGAUAGAGAUGGGGGAGAUUGUUGAAGAGGAGGAGAUACAGUGGUUGUCUUCUUUGGGUUCAGCUUCAUCUUCAUCUUCAUCAACAACAAUGCCUCUACUGUCUUUGAAUCAUGUCUCAUUUGUUUGCAAGUCUGUGAGCAAGUCUGUCAGGUUCUACGAAGAUGUCUUGGGAUUUGUACUCAUCAAACGCCCUUCCUCCUUCGACUUUGAAGGAGCUUGGUUGUUCAAGUAUGGUAUUGGCAUACAUUUGCUUGAGUCAGACAAUGUCCCAACAAAGAAGGGGACAAUAAAUCCAAAAGACAACCACAUUUCAUUCCAAUGCUCAGACAUGAAGGUCCUUAUGCAGAAGCUGGAGGAGAUGAAUAUAGAGUACGUUACAGCAGUGGUGGAAGAAGGUGGAAUCACAGUUGAUCAGCUCUUCUUCCAUGACCCUGAUGGAUACAUGAUUGAAAUAUGCAAUUGUCAAAAUCUCCCUGUUCUUCCACUUUCAUCAUGCCCUCUCAAGCUACCAAAAACUACUACUAAGAUCAGCAUGUCCUUUCCAUUUUAUGGCAAGGGAAGUAGAGAGGUGCAAUGCUCUAGACGAGCUGAGGCAUUGAUGAUGGAGAACUUAAUGGUGGAUAUGAUGAACAUUUCUUUUUAAAAGAUUGCUUAGGAGUGAUUGAUGCAAUUUUCCCAAAAGCUUUUUCACGAAAUUGUUGUUUGUGUACGUUGUGUAAAGAAAGGGUUAAACUGUUAAAGCUUUGUAGUGUGAGAAAAGUGAACAGACAGUCUUGCUCUUGGUGGUGGGAGUUUUUGUAAGCUUUGCUGUGAUAAGAGCUGGUUAUUUAAGCUUUAUAAUGUUGCAUUUUAGUGCCAUAAAUUGGUUGAUUUCAUCAAUUUUCUGUCAA